ACACACACGCGUAAAUGUCACUAGUCACGACGGGAUAAAGUUGUGAGUGACUCACCAUCUCCUUCGCGCGCCCGCCCGUCCAGGCUAGUUCCCGCCCUCUAAACCCGGCUUCCCAACUACAACUUGCAUCCUUCGCCCUGACCCCCUGGCCCACAACUUGAUCUUGAAAUCGUAAGAUUGUGUAGCCCUUCCGCCCUUGAUGGACUUGGAGCGGAGUGAAAAUCAAGGUUCACUCCGUUGUUUUAAUAUCUGUCUACCUUGUAUGAAGGGGAUUACUGUUUAGUAGUAGAUGGGGGGUACAGGGCUGGGAUGCCCUGUAGCAUUUCACGACGAGUUUAGUGCACUUUUUUUUGCGCAGAGUCCUUAAUUUUUUUUUAGGACGGAGUGUAGGAACGGGGAGGAUGGGUAGAAUGCAAUAAGGAUAUCUUCUAUUUUUCUUUUUUUUUAAAAAAAAAGAUGGCUCAAGAUAGCAGUCCUGACCUUCAUAGUACCGUGGUUUUUGAACAAGAUAUCUCACCGGAGCCAUUGAAACCGUCAAUUUCCAUCUGAAAAGAGUAUCAACAUAGAUCCCCCAUGAUUCUUGAAUACCAAAAACACAAAAUAGCAUGAUUGCUCUCCAUGCAGCGCCAUGUCAUAGUUCGGCCGAUGACAUUCCAUCCUAAAACAAUUUAAGUAGACUGGGAACCGCCCCCACUCCAUACUCCCCCGUUGUAAGAGCUACACAGAUAGCCAAGACGACCUAGUUCAACAUCGAGUAAGCUCGGCCGAGCUGCGCAGCACUACGUCCCUCAAGAUCAUCUUGAUUAGGUCAAUGGAGUCGUUUGUGAACUUGAAAAAGUGCUGAAUUAGUGCGGAACGGAUGAGUGAGCAGAGAUGUCUAGUGUAGGAUGCCUAAGUUGUGGUCUGUGUGCGUUCUUUGAUAUGAGUGUGCAUGUGCGUGUGCAUGGGUAGACGGUCUCAUAAGAUAUAUAAAUGUCUUUCUUGUAGGACUUGUGUUGAGGAAAUCAGUGUAUUCGACAUCAGUUUUUUUUCCUACACGAGUUAUCCAUACUUUGAAGUAUACAAACUCCAAGUCAUCGCGAAAUUUCAAAACAACUUGUAAUUGAUUCCCCACGAAAGCCCAAGGAAACAAAAGAAAUACAAAAAUAUGUCGUCCACCCCAUCCGCAAUGAUCGAAUCAACACCAACCUGGCCCGGCCCAGACCACACAGUCUUCAACCCCUUCAACAUCCACGAAAUAACCUACAAAACCCUGACUCCAACCCACGACCUCAAAGCCGCCCUCCUAAUCCCCAAAACGCUCCCAAAAGACAAAAAACCACACCCGGUAAUCAUAAAUAUGCACGGGGGAUUCCUAACAAUGGGCCACGCGCUCUUCGGCCCCUUCUUCGCGCCGUGGAUCGCGUCCCUCGCCCUCUCCAACAACGCAAUCGUCCUCUCAAUCGACUACCGCCUCCUCCCCACCCCCCGCGGCGUCCUCGACCCACUGCAAGACCUCGACGAUUUCUGGAAAUGGUUCAAGAGCGAUUUCGCAGGCGUGCUCGCGCGGUUGGACCGCUCGGGCGCCAUGGAGGCGGAUUUCUCGCGGGUGAUGCUGAUAGGGGGCUCCGCGGGGGGGUAUUGCGUGGUGCAGACGGCGCUGAGUUACCCGGAUGAGAUUAGUGCGGUUGCCAUGUUGUAUCCGCUGGUAGAUUUGAAGGACGACAUGUUUGUGCGGGGGCCGGCGGGUGGUAAAACGGUGUUUGGGAUGCCUGAGGAGAGUUUUAUGGGGCUGGAGGAGGCGGUGGCGUGGGUGGAGGGGGAGAAGGAGAAGGAAGGGUGGAAGAGUCGGGCUGGGUUUGAGGUCUCGCAGUAUAAUUUUGCGUUGACGCAGAGAGGGAGGUUGUAUGAGGAAGUGUUUAAUCCGACGGGGUGUGAGGAGGCGAAGAUAUUUCCGUUGGAGAGAAUGAGGGGGGGUGCGAAAGCGCCAGGGUUCAUAUGGGUUUUGACAGGCGUUGAUGAUUCCACAAUCAGGGUCGAGUCCGUCCGUGACACAGUCGCGCUCAUGAAGGAGAAGCUGCCUGGAACAGAAGUCCGGUACGAUGAAGCGCCAGGUCAAGAACAUGGGUUCGAUCUACUGAAUCCUGAAUGGGAGCAGUAUGCAGUCGGGUCAUUGGAUAAGUUGCAGAGGGCAUGGCUCCUCAAGUAG
Messenger RNA from Periconia digitata, 2188 nucleotides. Lineage: Eukaryota; Fungi; Ascomycota; Dothideomycetes; Pleosporales; Periconiaceae. The record is from the annotation of a GenBank genome assembly.